UUUUAAACUUUUCUUUUCUUGAAAUGUAUUUAUAUUUGGUAACGGUACACAAAUUCCUCUCCGAAUUCAUUUUUAAUAUUUUUUUUUUCUGCAAUGUAUUUAUAUUUGUGACAUAAAUUCCUUCCAACGUGAUGCGACCUUUCAAGUUUAUAAUAUUAAUUUUGAAUAUAUACAAUCAUGCGCAAAUUACUGUGUGUCCUUCUUCUUCUUUUUUCUUUUGUUUAUGUUCUUUUUUCUUUAGACCUAGUGAAUGUAAAUAAAGGUGACUUCUGUUAGGAACAAGUAUCUCGCUACUUGGGCCACGGCCUUUCAACACUGGGCCUUAGGGCUCCUAUGUAGCAAAACAUAUAUUUUAUCUUAAAAAGCAAUCUUCUAAAUCACAGCUAAUCCCAUGGCGAAGCAAAGCAAUUGUAACAAGAAGAAGAAGAACGCUCCAAACGCCAUGUUCGUGAAAUCCAAAGCCCCAAAAAGAAACCUUUUCGAAACCAUUUGGUUCCGACGAAAAUCCUAGUUUCUGGGCAAGAAGCGCAAGGGCGAAGAAAAGCGUAUCGGCCCAACUCGCUCUCUCGCGUUCCAAAAGAGGAAGAGGACGCUAUUGAACGAGAAUGAACAAAAGGGGAAAUCAUAUCGGAUGGAAGAGCGAAAAUGGGAAGAUUUAAACUUGGAUUGCUUGUUGAAUGUGUUUGAGAGAUUGGGACUUGGAUCUCUUGUAUUGGACGUUCCCUUUGUGUGCAAGUCAUGGUACAAAGCAACUCUCAAUCCACAAUGUUGGCGCCAUAUUGAGCUUCCUACAGAUCGACUAAACGAGCCUGGUGUCCUAGGAAUCAUUAAGUUUGCCAUCAAGCAUAAUGCUAGAUAUGUUGUUUCACUAAAGACGCCCCACAACUACAAUCCUGCUAGAAAGUCCUGCAAUUCUACUAAAGAUCUCUUAGUGUAUAUUGCAAAUGAGUGUCCUUUCUUGAAAGGUUUCAUGAUGUCUCCUUGUCUCUCUCCUGAUCAAAUGUGCAUCGUUCCCAGCCUUAUAAGCAAAUGGACAAAUUUGGAAUGGUUAACCCUACAAUACAGCUCUUAUAUGCAAGAAAUUCUUACACAAGUCAGCCUUCAUUGCAAGAACUUUGUUGGGUUAGCUAUUACAGAAGCCUACUUUUGUGAUAAGGAAGCAUCAGAUAUCGCCACAUUACUGCCAAACAUUAAGUAUUUGUGUCUGAGUUAUGCAUACCUUCAUGAAGACGAUCUAGAGAUUAUUUUGCGAGGCUGCAAAGAACUUCUUUAUCUUGAUGUUCGGUAUUGCGUAGGUUUUGAGGAGGAGGAGGAUGAAAUAUUGAAGCUUGCCUCUCAUAUUCCUACAUUCAUGUGUGAGGGUUCAAGAGAAGCCAUAGGUGGAUGGUGGUCCCGGAAAAGGGAAAUUUAUCGUCCUAUAGAUGGAUGAAAAUUAUGCAGGGACUUUUACCGUAUUAAACUUUAUCCUAUAAAUGUUUCAGCUCGCAAGUGAUUGAUCUUGUAAUAUAUUUUGGUAACAAAUCUUUUAUUUUCUUUAGUUUGUCUUAUCUUCUUGCUCGUUGUAUAUCAUCCAUUUUUAGACAAUCUAUUAUAUAACAAUGGUUGUAUUGUAGUACAUUGAAAAGUUGUUGUCACAAA
This is a messenger RNA of Cornus florida, 1638 nucleotides long. RefSeq names its product putative F-box/LRR-repeat protein 23. Gene Ontology annotation, molecular function: protein binding. NCBI's taxonomy places the organism in Eukaryota, Viridiplantae, Streptophyta, Magnoliopsida, Cornales, Cornaceae. The transcript has 4 exons. The coding region runs from base 632 to 1429 and encodes 265 amino acids. The record is from RefSeq and is a predicted model, not a curated record.